GGAGGAAGAGGAGCUGAAGAGGCUGCAGCGCUCACCAGCCUGAGUUAUCGUCUCUGCCUUCAGUCUGUGAGGAGCUGCAAAGUAAAGCCAUGGCUGUGAAUAAAUGCGUUAAAUACCUGCUCUUCUUCUUCAACUUCCUUUUCUGGGUCAGUGGCUGUAUCAUCUUGGGAGUCUCCAUUUACCUGAAAGUCACUAAAGAUGGAAACCAGAUCACAAAUGAAUCUCUUCCUGGCAUCGACCUGAUGAUCGCCAUCGGGGUGAUCAUCAUGAUGCUCGGCUUCCUGGGCUGCUGCGGCGCCAUCAGAGAAAGCCGCUGCCUGCUGCUGCUGUUCUUCAUCAGCCUCCUCGUCAUCUUCAUCCUCCUGUUGGCAGCAGGCAUCGUGGGAGCUGUAGAAGGGAAUAAGGUGAAGGACUGGAUGACGACACGUCUGGAAACGUUUCUCCCUCUGUCAGACCAGCCAGCAAGUGUGCAGCAAGACUUGGAGGACCUGCAGCGUGAACUCCAGUGUUGUGGGCUUUUGAAAGGAAAGUCUGAGUGGAAUACGGUUCCUGCUUCCUGUCGUUGUAACUCCACAGCAACAGUCCAGUGCCAGACCACAUACAAUGAGACGCCCUGCUUGGAGAAAAUCAUCGACUUGAUGAAGAACAACCUGCAGGUGGUGUUGGGAAUCGCCUUCGCCAUCGCCAUUCUUCUGAUUUUCGGCAUGGUCCUCUCCAUGAUGCUGUACUGCCAGAUUGGCAAGAAGGACGCCGUCUCCACCGCCUGAGUCUCCACCGCCUGAGUCUCCACCGCCUGAGUCUCCACCGCCUGAGUCUCCACCGCCUGAGUCUCCACCAGUCAGCGGUGGCCACAUCUAACCUCCGUCUAACCUCAAUAAUUUAUCCUGCGCUUGUUACUCGAAAGGAGCACACUAUUUCUCCUGGUAUAUUUGAGUUUAAAUAAAGUUGUCAAUGUUUGGAACAAAGAUGUGAUAUAUAGGAAGUAGUUUUCCAGCAUAUCAGAGUUCCUUUGACCUUGUUGAUGCUAUAAUAUUUAGCUAAAUGCGUUUAUGUAAUAAAGGUGGUGUUUUUAACAAGCAACAACAAUACUUGUCUAUAGUUAUGUUCACACUGAAGCAUCAAGGAACAAAAUUUGGACGAGUUGUCAGACACUGAAUCAUAUUUAAAGCCAUUAUGGCCAAAUAGCUUCCUUAUUAAUCAUAGCUUAGUCUUAGACCAUAAAUGUUGACUUUUAAUUAUUUUUUAUAAAUUAAAUGUCUUUUUAAAUUUUUUUUUAAAUGCAGCCUUUAUUUUUUUUUUUCUUUUAUUAAUGUCACAUUGGGCUUCCAUACACGUGUUUUUGCAUUGUCUUAUGUCAUUUAUGGAAAAUGUUACAAUUCUAUAAUUCAGGAAGUUUAAGCUGAAUCAUCUACAUUUUAGACAAUGAGAUAUAUUUCAGUACUGUCAUAAUAAAAUAAAACCUUUAAUUCACCAUCGCUGUCAAUUGUUAUAAAAUUCCUGCUUUUCUUUACAGCAAAACUUGAUGUUCCUUAAUGACCAAUUAGUGAUUUUUUUUAUUUCUUUUUCUUUUCUUUUUCUUUCAUUCAUUCUUUCUUUCUUUUUUGAAGCCUCUUUCUUUUUUUCUUAUCCAGGAAAAUAAAAUGUAGGAAUAAAUUUAAAUGUAUCCCAUAAUUGAGUAAAUACUAAGAACUGAUAAUUAUUAGCAUAUGCCUGUAAUUUUCCUUUUUGUUUUACAAUAGAAAGUCGGUCUGUGUUUAAAUAAAAACAAUUUAGAAAUC
Melanotaenia boesemani (Boeseman's rainbowfish) is the source of this 1778-nucleotide messenger RNA. It is a transcript of the gene tspan9b, whose product is annotated as tetraspanin 9b. The record is from RefSeq and is a predicted model, not a curated record. NCBI's taxonomy places the organism in Eukaryota, Metazoa, Chordata, Actinopteri, Atheriniformes, Melanotaeniidae. Gene Ontology annotation, cellular component: membrane. The coding region runs from base 90 to 767 and encodes 225 amino acids. The transcript is spliced from 8 exons.